Messenger RNA from Neltuma alba, 784 nucleotides. RefSeq names its product transcription repressor OFP16-like. Lineage: Eukaryota; Viridiplantae; Streptophyta; Magnoliopsida; Fabales; Fabaceae. The record is from RefSeq and is a predicted model, not a curated record. Gene Ontology annotation, biological process: negative regulation of DNA-templated transcription.
CCCAGUUUCCCAUUAUAUUAUAAUAAUAUACAUAUAAAUAUGUAACCUUUCCAUGGCACCUGCACAUGUGGGUCGAAGGAGCAGAUUAAGGAGUAGAGAAGAGUAUGCUUAGCACACUAGGAAGAAGUCUGAACCAGUGCUUCUCCAGGCUUAUGCGGCCAUUAAUAUCACCUGAAGCUUCGUCUGCUUCUUCCAUCAGCACUCUUCAAGACAACCCUAUUUCGCCCGCCACCCCGUCUUCUUCUGUAUUCAUAAAAAACUUCAACUCUUAUGACCCGACCUCGGAUCAUUCCAUCAACGCCGGCAAUGACCCAGACUUGGCCACCGCCUUCGCCUCCCGACGCUUCUUCUUCUCCUCACCCGGCCGCUCUAACUCCAUCGUGGAAUCCUCCGCCGCCGCCGGUCAGAAAAAGAAGGUCUUCGACAAUAGCGUGGCCGUCCCCACCUUCUCGCCGGACCCUUAUUUGGACUUCCGACGAUCCAUGCAGGAGAUGGUGGAGGCGCGUCCGGAGCUGAGGGAUGUGAACUCCAACUGGGAAAUCUUGCAUGAGCUUCUUCUCUGUUAUCUUGCUCUGAAUCCCAAACACACCCACAAGUACAUUGUGGGUGCUUUCGCCGAUCUUCUCGUCAACCUCAUGCCAUCCCCGCCUCCUCCCUCGGGUAGCAUCGCCGCCGGCGUGGGUGCCACCUAAUCCACAGUUUUUUAGUCAGUUCGUGAUUAAGAUGGACUUAUCCUUGUGGGAAAUUACCCGAACCUGGAGAAAUUAAAAGGUGAUAACCCCUC